CCUUCUCGUUCAGGCGAUGGAGUAAAUACGAAUGCAAGAUUGAUCAAAAAGAGAACCUGAAAUUCUUCUGGCUUAUCAAAAUUAUUGACCGCCUGGGCGAUACCGUUAUUUGACUGACUACCAGUGUGUUCUACAAACACAAUCUACUCACACGAUGAAGUCCUUGUUGUGUAUUUUUACAAUGUGCGCCAUCUACGCUGGCGUACAAUGUCUUGAUUGCUAUAGUUGUAGCAUAUUUGAUGACCACUGUGGUUCUAUUACGUCGGACACCAAUUACACCACGUGCUCGCCUCAAGAUGAUGAAUGUAGUGAAGAAUACAUCUAUUUGCUUGGAAUGUUUAUCGCAUCAGUACGUUCUUGUGAACAUAACUGUAAUGUCACAAACCUGGAGUUUUGGAGUAGUGGCGUCGUGACGCGAUGUUGUGAUAGUGACCUUUGUAAUGACGCAGAUCAUACCGAUUUUGGCACGAGUUCUACAGUGAUUGCAUCCGGGACACUGAUCGCCAUGUCUAUUCUCGUAUCGAUCAGUUCACAAUAAAAUAACGUCGUGCACCCCAUGUUCGUGUUC
Messenger RNA from Saccoglossus kowalevskii, 568 nucleotides. RefSeq lists its product as uncharacterized. The record is from RefSeq and is a predicted model, not a curated record. NCBI's taxonomy places the organism in Eukaryota, Metazoa, Hemichordata, Enteropneusta, Harrimaniidae.